UGCCCGCCGAGUUCGUGAUCAGCCCCAGCCACAAGUCAAUAUCAACUCAGUCCGUCACCGUAACCAUCCUCUUCGCGAGCGCCCCUUCAUCGUCAGCAAAUCAAGCCAGUCACUCGCUUUCUUCGAGACUCUACAUCAUUAACAUGUCUGAGACAUCGAGCCGCUGGAUUCCUCUUGAGAGCAAUCCUGACGUCCUGAACCAGUGGGCUGAGAAGGCCGGAUUAGUCCUUCAACAGGACCGGUUUGUGGAUGUCUAUGGACUCGAUCCUGAGCUGUUGGCAAUGGUGCCGCAGCCUGUCGACGCCGUGAUUCUACUGUUCCCCAUCACAGAUGCCAUCGAGGCACGGGCGAAGCAAGAAGACGAGCGUAUCAAGCUAGAGGGCCAGCAUCCGAUCGACCCCACCGUGUUCUACAUCAAGCAGACGAUCAGCAACGCCUGUGGGACCAUUGGCCUGCUUCAUGCAUUGGCGAAUUCGCACGCUACAUUCGUUCCUGACAGUCCCCUUGCUUUAUUCAUCGACCAGUGCCGAGACAAGACACCCGAGGAACGCGCAAAGCUUCUCGAGACGACACCCCUCUUCGCUAACAUACACGCAGAAGCCGCGUCGUCAGGGCAGACUGCCGUUCCCUCAGCCGAGGCGAAAGUGGACCUGCACUUCACCUGCUUUGUGCAGGCGCCGAAUCCUCCCCGCUCGGUCACCGAAUGGCCUCAUCCGCUCCAUCUCAUUGAGCUCGAUGGGCGCAGGGCGGGUCCGAUAGACAGGGGCUUGUCGAAGAAUUUGCUAGAGGAUGUGGCGACUUUCGUGAAGAACAAUUAUAUGUCCCAGACCGCGAGCAUGGAGUUUAGCAUGAUCGCUCUCGCGUCAAGCGAGGGUUGAUUUGUCGCAGAGGAUGAGGAAGAGCUGCCGAAGAAAGUGUCGACUCUGCUGUAAGAAUAAUCGUAACGUAGGCAAUGACAGAAUUAGUGUACGAGCUGAACGAAAACAACAGGGCAGUAUCCUUUUCACAGGC
This is a messenger RNA of Laetiporus sulphureus 93-53, 1011 nucleotides long. Its product is annotated as peptidase C12, ubiquitin carboxyl-terminal hydrolase 1. The coding region runs from base 144 to 878 and encodes 244 amino acids. The transcript has 8 exons. NCBI's taxonomy places the organism in Eukaryota, Fungi, Basidiomycota, Agaricomycetes, Polyporales, Laetiporaceae. The record is from RefSeq and is a predicted model, not a curated record. Gene Ontology annotation, biological process: ubiquitin-dependent protein catabolic process; protein deubiquitination. Gene Ontology annotation, molecular function: cysteine-type deubiquitinase activity. Gene Ontology annotation, cellular component: cytoplasm.